UUAUAGAGUUUAUACGUCAAAGAGGUUGCACUGAUUUUUCGACAUUAUUUGUUCUGGAACAAAAUCAUUAAAUAACGAAGAAUUAACUAGAUUAUAGCUGAUUCUAAGCACUAAUCUAUAGCCAUCAAGUGCAUAACUUACCAAAGCAUCUAAAAAUAGUCAAUAUCAAACAAUGGGAAACACAGUUCAAACAGCAACAAUAGAUCCAGUAAAGGUUGUAGAGAAUAAGGAGACUGGAGAGAAACCAAAGUGUAAAGCAUGUUGUGCAUGUCCAGAGACGAAGAAAGCUCGUGAUGAAUGUGUUUUGAAAUUCGGGGAAGAGAACUGCAGCGAAUUAAUAGAGAAGCAUAAACAAUGUAUGCGAGAUAUGGGUUUUAAGAUCUAAGCCUGUCAUCCCCAAAUGUGUGCUUAAGGUUAUUUAUAAUUGAUAUUUAUGUAAAUAUAUAGUUUGACCUUGAAUUAUGUAGGAACUAAUGAAAUAAAACAGUUUGAAAUCUAA
Messenger RNA from Chironomus riparius, 499 nucleotides. NCBI's taxonomy places the organism in Eukaryota, Metazoa, Arthropoda, Insecta, Diptera, Chironomidae. The record is from the annotation of a GenBank genome assembly.